Molecule: messenger RNA, 954 nt
Organism: Malassezia sympodialis ATCC 42132
Lineage: Eukaryota; Fungi; Basidiomycota; Malasseziomycetes; Malasseziales; Malasseziaceae
Gene: ERG25
Product: methylsterol monooxygenase
Biological process (GO): lipid biosynthetic process
Molecular function (GO): iron ion binding; oxidoreductase activity
Source: RefSeq, a predicted model, not a curated record
AUGUCGUUGGCACAGUCAUUCAACCAGACUCUUGAGGCUCUUACAGGCCAUCCGACGCCUGCCUCGGUGCUCUACUCGGGCAUUGAUAUGUCCAAACUCUCGUACUUUGAGCAGCUUUGGGUCCAGUGGUACCAGUACUGGGGUAACCCCGUGAUUGCCACUGGUGUCAUGAGCUUUCUGCUGCACGAGAUUGUUUACUUUGGUCGUUCGAUUCCGUGGAUUAUUAUUGAUGCCAUGCCCUCAUUGCGCAAGUACAAGCUCCAACCCAACUACGUGCCUAGCUUGAAGGACCAGUGGAAGUGCACUCGCCUGGUGCUUCUGAGUCACUUCACUGUGGAACUCCCUCAGAUUUGGAGCUUCCACCCUAUUUGUGAAUACUUUGGCCUGACUACCCAUGGAGUUCCAUUCCCUAGCUGGUACAAGAUGGCUUGGCAGAUUGCACUGUUCUUUGUGUUUGAGGACACUUUCCACUACUGGGUCCACCGCCUGAUGCACUGGGGUCCACUGUACAAGCAUAUUCACAAGGUGCAUCACGAGUACUCGGCUCCGUUUGGUCUAGCUGCGGAGUACGCACACCCGCUUGAGGUUCUGGUCCUUGGACUUGGCACCAUCGGUGGUCCCUUCAUGCUUUGUGCGUACACAAAGGACUUGCACAUUAUUACUGUGUAUAUUUGGGUCCUCCUACGUCUCUUCCAGGCUGUGGAUGCACACUCGGGCUAUGACUUCCCCAUUAGUCUGCACAACUGGCUGCCGAUUUGGGCUGGUGCUGACCACCAUGACUAUCACCAUAUGGCCUUCCUUGGAUGCUAUUCGACCAGCUUCCGCUGGUGGGACCACUUCCUUGGAACGGAUAAGGGCUACCAGCGUGUGCGGGCCAAGGAGCAGGCGGCAAAGCUCCGCGCCAAGGCUGAUGAACUUGAUAAGAAGGCUGAGGCGCUCAAGAUCCGCCGAUAA